GGUGCUCCCAAUGAUUUGUAAUAUGGCAGAACCCCUCGUCUUUCUUUAUUACACUUUUACAAAUGACAGAAACCGUAAAGACAACUUCAACACAUUCUGGUGUGCUUCCUAUUGGAAAGGAUGGAAAGCCAUUAAAACCAUGCUGUGCUUGUCCCGAAACCAAAAAAGUUCGAGAUCAGUGUAUUUUUGAAAAGGGAGAAGAGAACUGUCAGGAGCUUAUUCAAGCUCACCUCACUUGCAUGCGCAAUUUGGGCUUCAAGAUUUAAACUAUGUAUAAUAUCAUUUAUUCCCCCAUAACUUCUCUUCUUUUUAUUGCUAAAUAGCAGCAUUCAAACAAUAAAUAGAAUGUUUUCUGUACACAUUUCUCUUUAACUAAAAGACUCUACAAUGUUCGUACUUUUAAUUCAGAC
This is a messenger RNA of Rhizopus microsporus ATCC 52813, 410 nucleotides long. RefSeq names its product COX17 cytochrome c oxidase-like protein assembly. The record is from RefSeq and is a predicted model, not a curated record. Gene Ontology annotation, molecular function: copper chaperone activity; copper ion binding. The coding region runs from base 63 to 266 and encodes 67 amino acids. Gene Ontology annotation, cellular component: mitochondrial intermembrane space. The transcript has a single exon. Gene Ontology annotation, biological process: mitochondrial respiratory chain complex IV assembly. Lineage: Eukaryota; Fungi; Mucoromycota; Mucoromycetes; Mucorales; Rhizopodaceae.